Molecule: messenger RNA, 2419 nt
Organism: Chenopodium quinoa (quinoa)
Lineage: Eukaryota; Viridiplantae; Streptophyta; Magnoliopsida; Caryophyllales; Amaranthaceae
Product: serine carboxypeptidase-like 45
Exons: 10
Coding region: 646-2094 (482 amino acids)
Biological process (GO): proteolysis
Cellular component (GO): vacuole
Molecular function (GO): serine-type carboxypeptidase activity
Source: RefSeq, a predicted model, not a curated record
GUGCUUUGAAAUUGAGAGUUUUUUAUUAUUUUUUUUUAUUUUUUAUUUUUUAAUAAAAACAAAAAGUGAAGCCUUUGUUUAGUUGACAACAUGAAAUGAGGGAAGUAAAAAUUCAUGAGAAUUAAUAAGUUGGAUAGUUAUUUGGUUUGCACACAAUUGCAAAAAUGGAGUAAAUGAGAAUUUAUGGGAUUUUCAACUUUUUCAAAAAACAUAGAAAGUAAAUUACCGAGUCUCCGAAUCAAUCAAAAUUAAUGGAAAUUUUAAAUUAUGAUAUUACCAACCAAAUAAAUUAAAAAAAUUCUAGAAAAAUUCAUUCAAAAAAUAACUUUUCAUAAACUACAACAUCAUACGUAAAUUUAAUUCUCGUGUCAACUAAACAAGGACUUAAAAUUAAACUUCGAUUGAGAUCCUAUUUGCCAUUAAAAAACAAAAAAAAAAUGAAAAAAAAUACCUUUCUAUUCAUGUAAGCCCUUGCCACACUCACAAAAUAAAAAAGCUAAAAAUGUAAUCAUAACAAAAGACAACCCAACUAGCCUAUUUUAACUUCUUUCUCACAACACACCCACAUCACACCACAACCCCAAAUCCCACCUCCAUUUUCCUCCCUUUCUCUCUCCUAAAACACCCCCCACCAAAACAAAUUCAAUGUCUUCUUCUUCUUUUAAUCUUGUUACAAGAAUUGCUAUUUGUACUACAAUUCUCCUUCUUGCACAAAUUUGCUUGUUUUACAAGAAUGUAUGUGGAAAUCAACUUCAACACCAUCACCAUCAUUUUUCGAGCUCGAAUUCGAGUGAUUUGAUAGUAAAUUUACCAGGUCAACCCAAAGUCAAUUUCAAACAAUUUGCUGGGUAUGUUACUGUGGAUCAAAAGAAGCAUAAAUCACUGUUUUACUACUUUGUUGAAGCUGAACUUGAUCCUUCUUCUAAGCCUUUAGUUCUCUGGCUCAAUGGAGGACCCGGUUGUUCUUCCCUCGGGGUUGGUGCAUUUUCUGAAAAUGGACCUUUCAGGCCUAAAGGGAAUAUCCUGGUGAAAAAUGAACACAGCUGGAACAGAGAAGCUAAUAUGUUGUAUUUGGAGACACCUGUGGGAGUUGGUUAUUCCUACUCAGUUGACAUUACUGGAUAUGAUGCAGUUAGUGAUGCUGUUACAGCCAGGGAUAACUUAGUUUUUCUGAGAAGAUGGUUUAACAAAUUUCCACAGUAUAAACACAGGGAUCUGUUCAUAACAGGAGAAAGUUAUGCAGGCCACUAUAUUCCUCAACUUGCAAAUCUGAUGGUCCAAUUCAACAAAAAGGAGAAAGUGUUUAACUUGAAAGGAGUUGCGCUUGGAAACCCGGUUUUGGAGUUUGCUACAGAUUUCAACUCGAGGGCAGAGUAUUUCUGGUCACAUGGAUUAAUAUCGGAUUCAACCUACAAAAUUUUUACCAAAGCCUGCAAUUAUUCAAGAUAUGUGAGUGAGUAUUAUCGAGGAUAUGUUUCACCAGUAUGUUCCAAGGUGAUGAGGCAAGUUGGUAUGGAAACAAGCAAAUUUGUGGACAAGUAUGAUGUUACCCUCGACGUUUGUAUAUCUUCUGUGCUAUCUCAAUCUAAGAUUAUUAGCCCCCAGGAGCAAAACGGUGAGAGCAUAGAUGUCUGUAUCGAGGAUGAGACCGUGAGCUACUUGAACCAGAAAGAUGUGCAGAAGGCUCUUCAUGCCCGGCUAGUUAAUGUUCGUCAAUGGACUGUGUGCAGCAACAUUUUGGAUUAUGAGCUCCUUGAUGUAGAGAUACCCACAAUAACCAUUGUAGGAUCACUUGUCAAGAAUGGAAUCCCUGUCUUAGUUUACAGCGGGGAUCAAGAUUCAGUUAUUCCACUAACUGGAAGCCGCACACUUGUGCAUCAACUAGCUGGGAAACUAGGGCUGAACACAACCACUCCGUACCGAGUUUGGUUUGCUGGCGAACAGGUUGGUGGAUGGACUGAAUCAUAUGGGAAUAUAUUAACAUUUGCAACUGUACGAGGGGCUGCACAUGAAGUUCCUUACUCUCAGCCGGCGAGAUCACUUGUGCUGUUCAAGUCCUUUCUUGAAAGCAGGCCCCUUCCUCAGAUGCUUUAAACUGAUCUCAUUCUAAAAAUUCAAAAUCUUUAAGAUGGCAAAAAGGGAUAGUGAUUAUUUUUUUUUUCAGAAUUUAAUUAGAUUAAGUUGGAAAUUGUAAAGUAAAAUUGCUUCUUUGUGUUAUGUUAGUUGAAACAGAAGAAAAAAAAGAAUGAGUGGCCUUUUCUGACCUAGCAAAAAAGGUCAAAUAGGAAAAGGGGAUUUUGAGUAUUUAGUUUAAGGAAGUGAGUGCCUGUCUCCUGUGUGUGUGGUUUGAGUGUUGAUCGCUCAAGUUUUGUACAAAAGGAAUCCAAGAGAAAAAAAUGAAUAAAACUCCUUUUUUCUA